This is a messenger RNA of Neoarius graeffei (lesser salmon catfish), 1077 nucleotides long. Its product is annotated as 1-phosphatidylinositol phosphodiesterase-like. Bases 46 to 1077 code for a protein of 343 amino acids. Gene Ontology annotation, molecular function: phosphoric diester hydrolase activity. The record is from RefSeq and is a predicted model, not a curated record. The transcript has 3 exons. Gene Ontology annotation, biological process: lipid metabolic process. NCBI's taxonomy places the organism in Eukaryota, Metazoa, Chordata, Actinopteri, Siluriformes, Ariidae.
CUCUUUGUAAUCAAAAACACAUCACAUAAAAUAUCAUUUCAAAGCAUGAUAAAUUACCAGGCGAAAUGUAUUGCAUACACACCCUAUGUCUUUUGUAUAAAGCCUGUGAAAUCGAACAGCAAACACAUUUCACCUUGGUUUCUCAGCCAGACUGGUUCAUCACAUCGAGCAAAGAUGAAGAAAAUGAUUGUUAACCAAAUCCUCUGUGUGCCAUUACUUAUUCUGUUGCUUGCUGGAAUGAUCAAAAGUCAAAGUUUGGCUUUCAACGAUAAUGCGCAGCUCGUCCUUCCAGAGUCCUACAAUAUCGGCUGGAUGAAGGAACUGGAUGGUAACACUCUCCUGUCUGAUAUUACCAUUCCUGCAACGCAUGACACUAUGGCACUUUAUGGAGGACCUGCGGCUGAAUGCCAGGCCUGGACUCUGGAAGACCAGCUGAAGGCAGGUAUCCGGUACCUGGACCUCCGAGUGUAUGCUUUUGAAAACACGCUGUACCUUAUGCACGGGAUUGUUUACCAGCACUCGACCUUCUCCAAGGCUCUUGAAACGCUCAAGGCGUUCCUGUCGGCGUUCCCAAGUGAAACGGUUCUCGCCCGACUCAAGCCUGAUUUGUUUGAUAAGAGUAAAGUACAGGAAUUGGUUUCAAAGCUCAUUGAGGGCGAUAGCAAUGUUUGGGUGAACUCUGCCAUACCACAACUAGAUGAAGUAAGAGGCAAGAUUGUCUUCGUACAGGAAGACAGUUUUCUGCUUGGAGUCCCUCUGUUGGAAACCGACACCAAAGGUGACUACAAGGUCAUUCAUGUUAAAGAUAAAGAGCAAGAAACCUUACAGCACCUCAAUCAAGCCAUGAAAGAGUGUGGAGGAAAUUCUCUCAUCCUGACCUACUCCAGUGGCACAGGCAUCGGCACGUUUGAAGGCAUGUUUUUAACACCGAAAAAGGUGGCAGAAAAGAUGGACCCUUGGCUAUAUGAUUAUCUGCAAAUGCUGCAUGCUGAGGGAUCAGCACUGUGUUUCGGGAUCAUUGCCAUGGACUUUCCAAGCUUUGACCUGAUUCAAACGGUCAUCAAGUUUAAUCAGUAG